Messenger RNA from Oikopleura dioica, 306 nucleotides. The record is from the annotation of a GenBank genome assembly. Lineage: Eukaryota; Metazoa; Chordata; Appendicularia; Copelata; Oikopleuridae.
AUGAAGCUUUUUUCCGCUUUUUUUCUAGCUACCGCAGCUUCGGAUGAAGAGUCGAGAGUCGUUAUAGGAGGAGACUGCUUGAGUGUCAUAACAGAGCUUCAAGAAUUGAAUCCAAUCAAAAAUGGGUUUUGGAAUUGCAAGAAAAGAGUUGGUUUUCCGCCAUCGAAUGCUGGUUUUGAUGAUGCUGAAGCAAAACGCUGGGUUUGCAAUGGCUAUUGCAAUAACGAUGAGGAUGAUUUUGUCGGAGGCGAGCGACCAAUAAUCAACGCAAAUUGCCUCAGUCAAGAAUUUAUGCCACCUCGAUGA